CUUCCCUCCAAUCAGAAGAAACUUCUUCCUGUUCAGUUUGUCUCUGCUCAGCUGACUCGUAGUCAUGCGGUUCCGUUUCUGUGGGGAUCUGGACUGUCCCGACUGGGUACUCGCAGAAAUUAGUACACUGGCAAAAAUUUCAAGUGUCAAGAUGAAACUCCUGUGUGCUCAAGUGCUUAAGGAUUUGCUUGGAGAGGGAAUAGAUUAUGACAAAGUUGCAAAGCUUACUGCCGAUGCGAAGUUUGAGAGUGGAGAUAUCAAAGCUAGUGUGGCAGUACUCAGCUUCAUAUUAUCCAGUGCAGCAAAGCAUGAUGUCGACAGUGAAUCUCUGUCCAGUGAGCUGCAGCAGCUUGGUCUUCCUAAAGAACACACAACGGGGCUCUGCAAAUCAUAUGAAGACAAGCACUCUGCUCUGCAAGACAAACUAAGAGAGACGAGUCUAAGAUUGGGACAGCUUGAGGAUGUGUCAUGGCGUGUCGAUUACACUCUGAGCUCGAGUGAGCUGAGAGAGGUGAAUGAACCAGCGAUUCAGCUGAAACUUCAGUUAAACGGAGCGGAGUCAGGUGCCAGUGAGACAAAGGUUGUUUCAGUUUCUGCUGAAAAAUUCAGAGUCUUGCUUGCAGAGCUAAAACAAGGCCAGACCAUGAUGAAUGCAUUACAAUGAAGUCUGACUUCGGUGUCUGAACAAGAGCUUGAAAAAAUAUCAACAGAGAGACUGCUGAAAGUGCCAUUAAUGUAACUUGUGUUGGAUUAAUAAUCUUGUGUCGAUUUUUCUGUACAAAGUGAUUUGUCACUGAAGACAAAUCAAUCAAUAGAUCACUGUUUUGUAAAAUAAUACAUAUCAUGUAACUUUUUUUAUUAAAUUUGAAUGCUGUCGAUUUGUGUGUUGUCUUCAUAUGCUAAUACAUAACAAUGUAUUAUAAUUACCAUUAUUUAUAUUAGUAUUAUAUCAAUUUAAACACAUUAACAGCCGUGUAGUGUUAAUUUCAAUGCAUGUGCUUUUCUUGACUGUUUCCUGAUGUUUGCUGUUGCUGUUUUGUAAAUUCUGUAUCAUGUAUAAUUUUCCCUAUGCAUUAUCUUUGUUAUAGUUUUAUGUGAGAUUUUGCAGUGCGAAUUUUCGAAAAAGGUUGUUCACUCUCAAUGGCCCGUACAUUUGGAAUUAAAAAUGGUUACGAAAACAAAUAUCAA
Messenger RNA from Solea senegalensis (Senegalese sole), 1188 nucleotides. It is a transcript of the gene commd4, whose product is annotated as COMM domain containing 4. The coding region runs from base 65 to 664 and encodes 199 amino acids. NCBI's taxonomy places the organism in Eukaryota, Metazoa, Chordata, Actinopteri, Pleuronectiformes, Soleidae. The transcript is spliced from 8 exons. The record is from RefSeq and is a predicted model, not a curated record.